AUGAUGGCCUCCUCCAUCGUCAAGCUGGAGCCUGAUGGUGAACACGAUUUGCAGAACCUCGUCAUCAGCUCACAGCCGGUUGAUUCUUCCACCUCACAAUUUCCUGACCAAGAAGCCGAUAACACUCAGCGCCUAUCUGAGCUUUGUCAAGAGAACUCGAUUGAGAAACUUGAGAAUGGUCUCAAGAUUGGCAAACGGCUUCUAGAAGAGCUCGGACCGGCUGUUCGCAAUCUCAACUCACCCGCUGGAGAGCACUACCUCAAGACCAUAGAAGGUCUCUUGCAGGCUGCCAAGAGGACCCGAACUGUCGUUGGCGUCGUUGGCAACACUGGAUCAGGCAAAUCAUCGGUCUUGAAUGCUCUUUUGGACGAGUCAGAGCUUCUAGCGACCAACUGCAUGCGCGCCUGCACGGCUUCAGCUACUGAGUUGAGCUUCAACUAUUCAGACAACCCCAAAGAAAGGUAUCGCGCUGAAGUCGACUUUAUCUCCCCUGAAGAUUGGGCCGCCGAGCUCGAACUGCUGUGGGAUGACCUGAUGGAUUCCAAUGGCAGGAUUGGCCGAGAAGCAUUCGCCAAAGAGGGCGAUGCGAGCAUUGCCUUGGCCAAAGUCAAAGCUGUCUACCCAACAUUGGGGAAUGCUGAUUUAUCGGCUUGCGACCCCAAAGAGCUUGCUCGAGAACCAUAUGUUCUCCAAAUGCUUGGGACUACUAAAAAGGUGCAGGCAGAGACGGCGGCGGAACUCUUUGCCUUGCUUCAAGCCUAUGUUGAUUCAAGAGAUGACCGGGACGGGCGUACGUAUAAAAGGACCAUGGAAGCAUGGCCGCUGGUUAAAGUCGUUCGAAUUUACACAAAAGCAGAUGCUUUAGCCGCUGGGAUCAUCCUCGUGGAUCUACCAGGCGUUCACGAUAGCAAUGCGGCCCGAGCAGCCGUCGCCGCCAAGUAUAUGAAAGAGUGCAGUGGACUGUGGAUUGUUGCACCUAUUACCCGUGCAAUAGACGACAAGUCGGCCAAAACUCUGCUCGGCAACGCCUUCAAGCAGCAGCUCAAAUUCGACGGCCUGUUUGGCCAAGUGACCUUUAUUUGUUCCAAGACGGACGACAUCUCAGUCUCUGAGGCGGUCAAGAGCCUCAGAAUGGGGCAAACUGCAGAAGGGAAAUGGGCUUCAGUUGACAACCUCAAAGAACAAAUCCGCAAUUGCAAGCUAGAGGCCGAGCAGCUCAAAGCCGAACAGAAGUCACUCGAUGACGACAGAGAGCUGAAGCAGAAGGAGCUUGCGAUUUGGAACCAGCUGUCUGCAGACUUCAGGAGAGGUCGCACUGUUUAUCCGCCGCCACCAGCAGUGUUUUCUAAGAAGCGCAAGCAUCAGACUCGUCAGACACGCAACAGCCGUCGCAUGGAUCUUUCAGCAUCUGACGACAGUGAGGACUCUACCGAAAGUGAAGACGAACUUGCAGAUGGUGGACCGACCGACUCCAAACCAGCCACGAGUUUGCCCUUGACCAGCACAGAGAUAGACAAAACUCUUGAUUCGCUCAGGGAGGUGCUACCACAUCUGACUCAGUCGAAGCAAGAUGUCACUCGGCGCAGCAAGGCACUAAAGAAUAAGAUGAAGGAUCUCAAAAAACAAGCAUCUGAGCUGCAACAAGAAGUAGAAGCGAUGUGUAUCAAGGGCCGAAAUGAGUACUCCCGCAAGGCAAUCCAGCAGGAUUUUGCCAUGGGAAUCAAGGAUCUCGACCAAGAUGCUAUGAUUGAAGAAGAUGAAAGUUCGUUCAAUCCCGACAUAGAAAUUCGUGACUAUGACAAAGUCGCCGAUUCUCUUUCCGUCUUCUGCGUCAGUAGUCGAGCCUAUCAACACUUGUGUGGCCGCAACCAGCGCGACAGGUUCAGCAAUCGAGGUUACGAGCGUAAAUAUGACACUGAGAUUCCUCAGCUUGUUAGACAUGCUCAAGGAAUGACGGAGGCCUACAGAUUAGGCCAUUGCAGACGGUUUAUGAACGAACUGCACCAGCUAGUUGAGUCGAUUUCGAUAUGGACAACGCCUCGUGAGGAUAACAUGCAGACGACCGAUGAAGAGCAACGUCUCAUUGAAGAGGUCCUGCGUCGAGAAUUCGAGUCUUUCGAGAUUGCCUUUGCCACAUCAAUCGAUACCUUUGUGACAACACUGCAGGACCGCUUCUCCGAAUUGAUUAUCCCAGCUCUGGACGCCAAGAUUUCGGUAGCCACGUCGGCUGCUGUAGAUGUUUGCCGAGGCUGGGGUGCACCAAGAGACGAAGGCGGUCUCCAUUGGGGGACACUUCGGGCCACCCUCAAACGCAAAGGGGCUUUCAAUGGCGCUGCUGGCCAAAGGAAUUUCAAUCUUGAACUCCUUGAGCCCAUCAUGUCGCAUCUUGCCUCGGCCUGGGAAGAGACAUUUCAGCGACGGAUCCCCAUCGCCAUCAGGACGCUUGUUGCCUCAGUCCAGAGAGCCUUACAGGCCUUUCACGCUAACGUAACCACUGCAAACAACCUGCCGGUUCCGGCUCAGGAUAUUGCUAUCUUGGCUCGGCGACUGUGUGGAUAUUUGGAAAAAGUGUCUGCAAUUCAGGUUGCGCUGGACCAAGAAAUCACCGAGGCCCAACGCGAAGCCAAUCGCCAACUCGAGCCGGCCAUUAUUGACCGCAUGUCGCUCGGAUAUCGCCUGGCUUUGGAAGAACGAGGAACUGGCUCCCACAUGCGUAUGAAAGGCAUAAUGGUUGACCAUGUCAAAGUUGCCCGACAUAUAAUGUUCAAAGAAGCCAAGAAAGCUGUGCAAGAUGAUCUGAAAGCUCUGUCAAACCAAGUCCAUGGCAGUCUGAAGGAGCUGGCCUCAGAAAUAAACGCCAGGACACUCCAUGAUUAUUCAGCUGUGCUGCUGGGGAACAGAGCCGAGCGCCUGAACGACAUCGCGGAGAUUCUCGCCACUGUGCACAUGCGCUUUACAUCUGUUUAUCAAGAUGCCCCAGCUCCAUUGAUGGUCAAAGAGGAGAGCAAGAUAUAA
This is a messenger RNA of Pyricularia pennisetigena, 3015 nucleotides long. RefSeq lists its product as uncharacterized. The transcript is spliced from 4 exons. Bases 1 to 3015 code for a protein of 1004 amino acids. The record is from RefSeq and is a predicted model, not a curated record. NCBI's taxonomy places the organism in Eukaryota, Fungi, Ascomycota, Sordariomycetes, Magnaporthales, Pyriculariaceae.